UGUAUUGUCUACAAUUAAUUUGUGUAAAUAAAAAUUKUUUGCGGAGCCGAAAAAGUUACGACAACGAAAAUUAUAGUUUAUAAAAAUAUAUUAAUUCAUUAGUAGAAUAGUGAAAAUCCACAGAAUUGACGAAACACAGAAAUGGACACUAAACUGGAUAUGUUCGAUGAUAACAUUUCGGCUUCUUCCCAAUUGGAAGGUGAUAUGUCCAUACCGGGAGCACGUAAGAAUACAUCACAAAUAGGCGCACCGGAUUUCAACACACUAGAUGAGCCAAUUAAAGAGACAUUCCUACGAGAUGUGCGCGCAGUUGGCGUAAAAUUCUAUCAUGUGCUCUAUCCUAAGGAGAAGUCCAGUUUGCUGCGUGAUUGGGAUUUAUGGGGCCCACUAGUCCUCUGUACAUUUAUGGCUACCAUACUGCAAGGUUCAGCAGAUAGCAUGUAUGAUGGCGGUCCAGAGUUCGCACAAGUUUUUGUUAUCGUAUGGAUAGGUGCGGCUAUAGUUACUCUCAAUUCGAAGCUCCUUGGUGGCAAUAUCUCGUUUUUCCAAUCCGUCUGCGUAUUGGGCUACUGCCUUACACCAGUGGCGAUAGCGUUGAUUGUGUGUCGUGUUAUUUUGCUAGCUACCCAAACGAAAUUAGCAUUUUUUUUGCGACUAGUAACCACUACGAUAGGAUUUGUGUGGGCCACAUAUGCUUCUUUUAUAUUUCUUGGCGAAAGUCAGCCACCAAACCGUAAACCACUUGCCGUAUAUCCAAUAUUUCUAUUUUUCUUCAUCGUAUCCUGGUUAGUUAUAUCGCAUACUUAAGUAAAUAGUAUGUGUAUUUWGAUUAUUUAGUCUACGUUUAUCAAACUUAUAAUGAAUUCCAUGAGAACAUAAAACCAAUUUAAUUUAGUAAUAC
This is a messenger RNA of Bactrocera latifrons, 901 nucleotides long. RefSeq names its product protein YIPF6. The coding region runs from base 142 to 807 and encodes 221 amino acids. Gene Ontology annotation, cellular component: membrane; trans-Golgi network. Lineage: Eukaryota; Metazoa; Arthropoda; Insecta; Diptera; Tephritidae. The record is from RefSeq and is a predicted model, not a curated record. The transcript has 6 exons. Gene Ontology annotation, biological process: endoplasmic reticulum to Golgi vesicle-mediated transport.